AUGGUACAACAGAAACAACUGCAACAACUAAAACAAGAGAACCGUAAUAAUGUGCAACAGCUAAAUGAACAAUGGGGGUCUUCAUUGCAACAGCAGGAACAGCAGCAAGAACAGCAGCAGCAACAACAACGACAACAACUACAAUUACAGCAACCAGAAAAAGAACAGCAAAUUAAAGAGCAGUACCACUAUGACGAACAUGCUGAUCCCUAUGAUUUAGCCAAUUUAUGGCGUCUGCGGCAGAUAUAUGAAUAUUUUAACAACGAACUUGGCAACAACAUAAACAAAUAUAACUAUGAACACCAACGAUUACAACAACUACAGCACCAGCAGCAGCAACAGCAACACGUUGAUGACGACAACUACGGCAACAAUAUAAAUAGUAACGGAAAUCCCAGUAGUGGCAGCAGCAAUAGCAACAAAGAUGGCAUCGACAAUGACAGCAACAGCGACAAUUUAAGCUAA
Messenger RNA from Teleopsis dalmanni, 465 nucleotides. Its product is annotated as serum response factor homolog A-like. The transcript has 3 exons. NCBI's taxonomy places the organism in Eukaryota, Metazoa, Arthropoda, Insecta, Diptera, Diopsidae. Bases 1 to 465 code for a protein of 154 amino acids. The record is from RefSeq and is a predicted model, not a curated record.